GAGAAAGAAAUAAAGACAAGUUAUGUUAAAAUCAAGGAAAGGAUGUGGGAUUUACUGGGACACGCUGAAGAAGGAGGCCAGGGACCGAUAUGGAUUUGUUCAGGAGAUGCAGGUCAUUAAACCCACAAACAACACCAUCAUCAGGUCAAAGGUACAUGUCAAAGUUCAGAAUGCAGUUAAAGCAGGAAAAUCAGCAGAACAAAGCAUCCUACAAGACGAUGGGUCCGGUGAAAGUGGAAAAGCCUUCUCCUGAUAAAUACCUGCUGAAACACUCUAAAGAGCCCAAACUUCCUGAGAAGAAGACUUUCUCCUACGGCGAUGUCCAGCCCAGGAAGCCACAGAUACCUGCAAAAACCAAGCAGCUGCUCACGGUCGGGGACACCAAAAGAAACUUUGUGAAAAGUAACGUCAUGGAGAACACAAUGGUGGUUCCACAUCAACCGCAGUCUGCAUGUGCUCAGACCAAAUAUGUAGACAAAGAGCUGCUGGAGAACUCGGGCCUCAUCCGAAAGUUUGUCAAGAAAAAGGAUUACGGUCAGACCCCGGAGUAUCUGAGUCAGAGGCAGGAGGAGGUGAGGAGAGCACAGGAGAAGUACGAUCACUACGUGAAGGAGAAGAUGAAGGAGGGAGCCAUUAAGCAGUUCUCUGAGGAGGAACGCCUGAAUAUACUGCAUGGUUUGAAGAAGAACUUGGAUGAGCUCCAGCAUCAGUACCAAGGCUUGUCUGUGAUCACAGAUACAGUGCCUAAGAGACACAGGAAGGAGAAACUGGAGUCACAGAUGAAGCAGCUGGAGAAAGACAUCGAGCUGGUCAAGAGAUACAAAACCAUCUACAUCACUGAAAACUGAUGAUCACCACAUGCCUGAUGUCACAGACU
Messenger RNA from Neoarius graeffei (lesser salmon catfish), 877 nucleotides. Its product is annotated as enkurin-like. The record is from RefSeq and is a predicted model, not a curated record. Lineage: Eukaryota; Metazoa; Chordata; Actinopteri; Siluriformes; Ariidae. Gene Ontology annotation, cellular component: acrosomal vesicle. The transcript is spliced from 5 exons. The coding region runs from base 90 to 848 and encodes 252 amino acids. Gene Ontology annotation, molecular function: calmodulin binding.